AAGUUUUAAUUUUUUUUAAGUUGCCAACUUGACGUUGACCUCUAACCUAUAAAAUUUCUAAUCAAAAUAUGUAAAACUAAAAAUUUCCUUAAAGAACAAAGACGUUGAAAGAACAAAUUGUGAUCAAAUGAAGAAAUAGAAUGGUAUCGAUAAAUAAAUCAUUUAUUUAUGGUAUUUGCUUCGCCUCGUUAACAUGGAUUAUUUCACUGUAUUUAUAUUUACAAUUUAUGCAAACAAAUAAUGAAAUGAAGAAUCUUUCCACAAGUUUACCAUAUGCUGACUUGUUUAUUAAACAUAAUUUAAUAGAAGAUGAUAAUAAUGUGGACAUUGGAAAAGUGCAUAACUUUAAAAUGGCAUCAUUAGAAAAAAUGAAAGAAUUUAAAGAGUAUAUAAAUGAUAUUUCAAAUAAGAAGUAUACAAAGCAAUCUCCAAAUGAUCUUUCAAGUGAAAUUGGUAUGGUGAGAACAAAACAAGAUAAAAAGAUUAAAGACGAAGGAUACAAAUUGUAUGCUUAUAACAUUUUAAUUAGCAAAAGAUUAAGUUUACACAGAAACAUUCCUGAUACAAGAAAUAAAUUAUGUAAAAAUAUAACAUACCCAAUAAAUUUACCAUCAACAAGUGUAGUUAUAUGUUUUUAUAAUGAACAUUUUGAAACAUUGCUACGAAGUGUUCAUUCAAUAAUAGAUAGAACUCCAAAAUAUCUAAAAGAAAUUAUCUUGGUGAAUGAUUUCAGUGAUAUAGAACAUUUACAUGAUAAUUUAAAAAGUUACAUUGAUAAAACUUUUAAAAGCAAUGUGAAGUUGUAUAAAACUGAGAAAAGAGAAGGAUUAAUAAGAGCAAGAAUGUUUGGAGCUAGACAAGCUAAAGGAGACGUUUUAGUAUUUUUAGAUAGUCACAUUGAAGUUAACGUUGAUUGGUUGCCACCUUUAUUGGCAAGAAUUUCUGAGAAUAAAUCGAACAUAGCCAUUCCUAUAAUUGAUUUAAUCAAUCCAGACACUUUUGCUUAUUCAUCAAGCCCAUUAGUAAGAGGAGGUUUUAAUUGGGGUUUACAUUUCAAAUGGGAAAAUUUACCCACUGGAACUUUAUCUAAAAGUGAUGAUUUUAUUAAACCUAUUAAAUCACCAACAAUGGCUGGAGGUUUAUUUGCUGUUGAUAGAAAUUAUUUUGUUGAAAUUGGCGAAUAUGAUGCUGGAAUGAAUAUUUGGGGUGGUGAAAAUAUUGAAAUGUCUUUUAGGGUUUGGAUGUGUGGGGGAAAAUUAGAACUGAUUCCAUGUAGCCGCAUUGGUCACAUUUUUAGGCAUAGAAGACCCUAUGGAUCUCCAGAUGGUCAAGAUACAAUGUUGUAUAAUUCUUUAAGAGUGGCACAUGUUUGGAUGGAUAAGUAUAAAGAUUACUUUUUACACGAAAAACCAGAAGCUAAAACACUCGAUUAUGGCUACAUAGACUCAAGAAAACAACUAAGAAAAGAACUUCAUUGUAAAAACUUCGAAUGGUAUUUACAAAACGUUUACCCAGAAUUAACUCUUCCCACCGAUGAUAACGAAAAAGCUAAAGAAAAGAUGGCCGCAUUGCAACAAGACGCCUUCCAACCGUGGCAUUCACGAAAACGAAAUUAUAUUAAGCAAUAUCAGAUUAGGUUAACUAAUUCUUCUUUGUGUAUGCAAAGUACGAAAGAUUUAAAAUCAAAAGGUAGUGAGUUGGUUCUUAAAAGUUGUGUAAGAGCUAGGCAUCAGGUAUGGUUUGAAACUGAUAAAAAGGAAUUGGUUUUAGCACAACUUUUAUGUUUGCAAGCAGAUAAAAAUAAAGUUAUUUUAUAUAAAUGCCAUGAAAUGGGGGCUGAUCAAGAAUGGCAACACAAAGGGGAGAAUAAAACUCCAAUUUAUAACGUUGCUGCUGGUAUGUGCAUAGGAGUAGAUAAUCCUCAACAUGGAACAAAAAUAAUUAUGGAUUUAUGUACUGAUCUAAAGUAUGGAACUUGGGAUUUGAUAGUUUAAUAAAUAAAAGAAAAGUAUUCCUCUAAGUAUUAAAACUAAUUAUAAUAAAAAAAAUACUCUGUAAACAUUUUAAGACUGAAAUUCCAUCCGCAGAUAAAAAAUAAGAAGCAAAAAUAAAUAUUAAAAUUUUUAAAUUUA
Onthophagus taurus is the source of this 2132-nucleotide messenger RNA. It is a transcript of the gene Pgant35A, whose product is annotated as Polypeptide N-acetylgalactosaminyltransferase 35A. The record is from RefSeq and is a predicted model, not a curated record. Lineage: Eukaryota; Metazoa; Arthropoda; Insecta; Coleoptera; Scarabaeidae. Gene Ontology annotation, biological process: protein O-linked glycosylation; regulation of Notch signaling pathway. Gene Ontology annotation, cellular component: Golgi apparatus. Gene Ontology annotation, molecular function: polypeptide N-acetylgalactosaminyltransferase activity; Notch binding.